CAAUCUCUAAGUAGUUAGAUGUGAUCUUACCAAGAAACAGAGGUGAAAGUUUUAACUUUUCUGUACUUUUUAUCAUAUUUUCAGAAAGUUUCCUAUUUAAGUUUCACCAACUGCAGCAUUAUCUAUCAGGAGCAAAAUUAACAAAUGGCUGAGAGAAACGUCUGCUCCAUUGUAUCUUUGAUAAUAGCAUUAGUAUUUUUAAUGAUUGUCCUCAUUACACUUGGUAUAUUUUUGGACAAGACGGAUGACGGAAUAUGCAUUUUUGGAAAAAGAGGAAAUUUGGAAUUUGGAAUGAACGCCACUAUUACCGCUCUGACUGCUGUAAUAGCCAUGAUAUUCUUAAAUUUAUUUAAAAAUUCUUCUGUAGUGAUUGUUAUGAGCAAGAUUGUUCUGGUCAUGACGCUGAUUGCAGCUGGUGUUGUCUUAGCUGUCACACAUGCUAGCUACAAUAGUGACAAGAUGAAUACUCCACAAGCAAACACCACCUUUUGUGACUGGCUCCAAAAAACGCAUAAUUUUGCCAGUUGUACUUAUCUUAUCGGCGCCUCUGCGGUUUCAUUCUUGGCUGCUCUUGCUUUGCUUUUCGAAGCUUCCUGUGCUGGGAAUGUAAGAGUCGAUUGCAGUUGCGUUUGUUGUGAAGAGGAAUAAAACUCAAUGUUUAGAGAAAACACAUGGAAAUGUCUUCUAAUUCACACUUAAAUAAAAUUAUUACAUAGACAAUUGCACUACAUUUGUACACUCGAAUGUAUUCAUAAUAAAUAAUUGUAUUACGUUGUGUUACUUCUUAUAAUCAUUCCAACAAAAAAUAAUUAAUUAAAAUGUGAAGCCUUCACUUCCAAGAAGGUAUAGCAGAAAAUACACUCAUUACACCUGCUUUCUUUCUGAAGCGCACUCAAAAAGCAUUAAAAUGUUCAUGAUGUAACGUCGGAUAUUUAUAAAUACAGAGAACAUUUCCAGUACAAA
Xenia sp. Carnegie-2017 is the source of this 963-nucleotide messenger RNA. RefSeq lists its product as uncharacterized. The record is from RefSeq and is a predicted model, not a curated record. Lineage: Eukaryota; Metazoa; Cnidaria; Anthozoa; Malacalcyonacea; Xeniidae. The coding region runs from base 145 to 648 and encodes 167 amino acids. The transcript is spliced from 7 exons.